Molecule: messenger RNA, 1427 nt
Organism: Apodemus sylvaticus (European woodmouse)
Lineage: Eukaryota; Metazoa; Chordata; Mammalia; Rodentia; Muridae
Gene: Hsd17b13
Product: hydroxysteroid 17-beta dehydrogenase 13
Exons: 7
Coding region: 205-1107 (300 amino acids)
Cellular component (GO): lipid droplet
Molecular function (GO): oxidoreductase activity, acting on the CH-OH group of donors, NAD or NADP as acceptor
Source: RefSeq, a predicted model, not a curated record
CACUGGGUUCCCUGACCUAUGCUGAGCUUCUGUUAGAAACUGGAAUCAUUUCAAAAACCAAAGGUGUAUCUGAUUCUUCAGAGGACACAGUCAAAGUCUGCCUCCUCUCAAGCAGUCCAUAAUACCUGAGAGGGCUCUCUGUGGAGCUCUGCGCAGAGUGUCUGUUGGGAGAGCAGAGCCCUAGGGAGAGGGCAGUGCAGAGCCAUGAACCUCGUCCUGGAGCUUGUCCUGCUGGUGGGCAUCAUCAUCUACUCCUACCUGGAGUCACUGGUAAAGUUCUUCAUUCCACGGAGAAGAAAAUCUGUGGCCGGGCAGACUGUUCUCAUCACGGGGGCCGGGCAUGGAAUAGGCAGGCUGACCGCUUAUGAAUUUGCAAAGAGGAAAAGCAGACUCGUCCUGUGGGAUAUCAAUAAGCAUGGUGUUGAGGAAACCGCGGCCAAAUGCAGGAAACUAGGGGCCGUUGUGCACGUGUUUGUGGUGGACUGCAGCAACCGGACGGAGAUUUACAGCUCUGUGGAUCAGGUAAAGAAAGAAGUGGGUGACAUAGAGAUCGUGGUAAACAAUGCCGGAGCGAUAUAUCCAGCAGACCUUCUCAGUGCCAAGGAUGAGGAAAUCACCAGGACCUUUGAGGUCAACAUCCUAGGACAUUUUUGGAUCAUAAAAGCACUCCUUCCGUCGAUGCUGAGAAGAAACUCUGGCCACAUUGUCACAGUGGCUUCAGUGUGCGGCCACGGGGUGAUUCCGUAUCUCAUCCCUUAUUGCUCAAGCAAGUUCGCUGCUGUGGGCUUCCACAGAGCACUGACUGAAGAACUGGACACCCUGGGGAAAACCGGCAUCAAAACCUCAUGUCUCUGCCCUGUGUUCGUGAAUACAGGCUUCACCAAAAAUCCGAGUACAAGGUUAUGGCCUGUAUUAGAGCCGGACGAAGUUGCGAGGAGUCUGAUGGAUGGGAUACUUACUAACAAGAAAAUGAUCUUUGUUCCAUCCUAUAUCAACAUUUCUCUGAUAAUGGAAAAGUUUCUUCCAGAGCGUGCCUUAAAAGCUAUACGUCGCAUACAGAACAUUCAGUUUGAAGCAAUCGUGGGCCACAAAACCAAGAUGAAGUAAUGCACGCAGAGACGUGUAGACAUCAAAGAUGCAAAGCCAAGUUUAGAGUGGACACAGAGCUUUCUUUCACAUGUUUUAAGUGUCCCUCGUGUUUAAAAUGUAGGCUUGGCCCUCGCAGCCUUCACAGAGAUGAGAGUGGCCCUCUGGUUUCUUAUACUUACAGAUCUCUCAGCCCUGGUACUGGGUUCUGGCCUUAGAGACAUAGUAAGAUCUAUCCAUUACACAACAGAGUGAAGAAACAAUUGGUGUGUUUUAUAAAAUAAAUUACUAGAUAGAAACGUGGGCAAAGGGACAAGACAAUAAAGCCUGGAACAAACGUU